AAAACGAAGGUAAAACGGUAAUUUUAUUUUACCACAUUUCUCCAAAAGACAACAACAACACUGAGAGCUAAUUCUCUCCCCUCUGUGACCUGUGCGUUAAAUGCCAAUAUAACUAUCCAUAGACAUUUCUUUCCAAGAAAAUCAAUAAUGGCUGAGUCUGGAAACAGCUACAGAAGCAGUAGAAAUGGAUCAUCAUCGUCUUCUUCAUCAUCACCAUCAUCAUCCCCAAUAGUCAACAUGUCCCCAGACCAUCUCUUCACAGUCUUACUUCAACUCCCAAUUGAUUCGCUUCUUUCCUUUGCCAUGACCUGCAAGAGAUUCAGGUCCUUGGCAAGCUCUGAUACACUGUGGGAGUCCAUAUGCAAGAGAGAGUGGGGACCUUCAUCAGUUGAUGCUUUAAAGUCUUGUAUCAACAAUCAACAGUUGCCAUGGAUGAGAAUAUACAAGCAGGUUUCGCAGCUUGACUCAAUUUCUUGCCAAAAGCUCACUUUGUCUGAAUCUGUAGGUCCAUGCCCAAGAGCUUCUCACUCUCUCAACUUUCUUUCUGAUUUCUUGGUUUUGUUUGGCGGUGGCUGUGAGGGAGGACGCCACCUUGACGACACAUGGGUGGCGUAUAUUGGGAAAGACUUUCAAAGGGCGAUCAAGUGGCAGAAGGUGGAAUCAGGAGUUCCAAGUGGGAGAUUUGGGCAUACAUGUCUUGUCAUUGGCCAUCAUCUUGUUCUAUUUGGAGGGAUCAAUGACUGUGGGAUCCGUCAAAAUGAUACAUGGGUUGGGCAACUAGUUGUCAGUGAUAACCUUUGUAUUUCGCUCUCAUGGAGGCUGCUAACAGUGCAAUCACUUGCGCCACCACCUCGAGGGGCUCAUGCUGCCUGUUGCAUUGAUCAAAGGAAGAUGGUUAUCCAGGGGGGAAUCGGGGUAUAUGGAGUUAGAUUGGGUGAUACCUGGGUUUUGGAACUUUCAGAAAAUUUUUGUUUUGGAACAUGGCGCGAACUUGUGACUCAUCCAUCACCUCCUCCUCGUUCAGGACAUUCAUUAACUUGUACUGGGGGAACUAGAAUGGUCUUAUUUGGUGGAAGAGGAGUGGGUUAUGAGGUGUUAAACGAUGUCUGGCUCUUGGAGAUAUCUGAAGAUCAGCUAAAAUGGGUACAGUUGCUCUAUGAGUUACAAAACAUACCUGAUGGAAUCUCCCUUCCCCGAGUUGGCCACUCUGCUACAGUAAUUCUGGGGGGUAGGCUGCUAAUCUAUGGAGGUGAAGAUUCAUACAGGCAUAGGAAGGAUGAUUUUUGGUUGCUAGAUAUUAGUUCAAUUGUAUCUUCUCGAGUCCAAGCAACUGCAAUGCAAGCAAAAAUGUGGAGAAGACUGAAAACAAAGGGUUAUAAACCUAACCGCAGGUCAUUCCAUCGAGCAUGUGCUGAUCAUUCAGGGCAUUACUUGUAUGUGUUUGGUGGGAUGGUAGAUGGCUUACUUCCGCCUUCUGAAGCAUAUGGGUUGAGGUUUGAUGGAGAGCUUUUCCUUGCAGAACUUGGAACUCUGCUUUAGAAAGGAAAACAAAAGGUACUACAAAAGGUACUAAGCUAUAAUUGAAUAAGUUUUGAGAAUGCUAAUUUUGCAUAUAUACCUCAUUAGCUGCUGUGCAUAGGGUUCAUGCAUCAAUGUUCAUAGAAAUAAGUGGCUUUUUAGGGCCUGUUAGUGAUGUCAAAUCAAUUUUCUGAAGACCAAGAAGAGCAGGUUCAAGUGUGUUGGACGUGACAGUUAGAUAGGAUUAGCUUACAUUCUUGUACAAUGCAAUGGUUAGGAACUGAAGAAUAAUUAAUAUUAAUGUAAGAGAACCUGUCUCCAGUUUAUCUCUUAAUGACAUUAGUUAUAACAAAUAUUUGGUUAAUCUAAUGCAUGCUCUUCAAAA
This is a messenger RNA of Jatropha curcas, 1903 nucleotides long. Its product is annotated as Kelch repeat-containing F-box family protein. The record is from RefSeq and is a predicted model, not a curated record. Gene Ontology annotation, molecular function: protein binding. NCBI's taxonomy places the organism in Eukaryota, Viridiplantae, Streptophyta, Magnoliopsida, Malpighiales, Euphorbiaceae.